UUUUUCUGCAGGAAAGAAUGACUAAAUUAUUUUUUUUUUUAUCUCCAUUUGGUUGAAUAAAGAUUUCAUAUUAAAGUCUCCGUUGUUCACCCUUAAUCUCUUACUGAAAGUAACGUAACGUUUUAUUAUACGCCGCAUCAUUGUCAUGUAGAACUCAUGUGGGGUUUAGUAAAUGCGAGAUGGAUGGGACGCAAGAUGUCAAAGAUAUCGGCCAAUGAAAUACGGUACUAGAACAGCUCAGGUAUCUGAUUGGUCAAUAUUGGAGUUUGGAAAUAAUUAAUUUUGGUCAUGAUGGCAAAAUAAUUAACCGUGAAGAAUAAAAGACGCGUAUUUGAUACGUGAUUUGUUUUUUUGUUCAUUGAAAACUGGUAUUUUCAGGUACAAAGGUGCUAAAGAAUUAAAUUAUCAAAUGGUGGGUUCAAUCCGCUACUUUCUUUAGCGUGGGCAGUGUUUUGAGUGUGUUGACAACUUAUUUAAAUAAUCGAAUAUCAUAUAGUUAUGACAUUACAUUAAACACACAUGAUGGUGUAAAAUAUAAUAAUAUAACGUGCGUAAUUUAUUCAAAUGUUUUGUAACGCAUGAGGGGAAAUAUUACGUAUAACAUAAUCAAAACUCGAUUCGCGUAUAGCGUAUAAUAAUAAAACGAAUAAUCGCGUGGGAAGAAAUUAAUCCUGACGUAGAGUUGAAAGUAUUCGUUAACACACCUAUACACAGUCAGAAUAUCUUCUAAUUUUUAUUGGAGAACGCCAUCGAUUUGUUCAAACUAUUUCACUGGUGAUAGUAUCGAAAUUGUAAAAUUACGGGAGAUAUUUGAAAUAUAAUGUGAUUUACGGUUCAUACUAGUGAUAUAGAUGAUGUGCAGUAAUUAACUUCAGUUCAGUUUCGAUUUCAAUUCAACUCUCAUACCAUAUUUGAUCAAAAACCAUUCACGUUCUCUUUUACUACGCACACAGCUUGUGUGAACUUCGAUGUGUGACAUCACGGUUCAUUGUUGGAGGUUUACGUCAUUCUUAAGUUGGAAUCCACUAAGGAAAUCCGAUUACAUAUUACCGUGAAUAUUAGAUUUUCGUAUUAUUUAGUUUAUUUUCUGAGGAUAAAUUCGAUUUUCUACAUUAUAUCAACAUUAAAACCAUAUGCAGUUAUAUAUUUAAUCAAUCCUACUGAAAGCAGCAGACGCAUUUAUAUUUAAACAUGUCAACCUUGCCAUGCACGACGUUUUACGGUAGCGCCAACUUCUGGUACUUUCAUUAAUAACAUUUAUUUACUGGAAAGUGAAAAUCUUAGGACAUACGGUGAUAUUGGACCUAGUGUACUGCGUUACAAUUUGUAUUUUAACAAUAAUCAACGUUCAUUGAUAUCGGAUAGUAGUCUAAUACAAAUAUACAGUUCAUUAAUCUGGCAGUAUCUAACGACUCGAUAUUUUACUUUAAAUAUAACAGUGUAUAAAUAAGUAUGACCAAUACCACUACCACUGUGCAGUGAGAUUGUUUUUAAUACGAUUUCCCAAAGCAAUUGUUGUGACCGUUUGUUUUUAAUUUAUAAAUUGGAAUACAAUUACAUCAAAUGCAGUCGUCAUUUGUUACGUUUCUGAUGACAGCUGCCACAUAUUUUCUAUAUGAGUGGACGUUUAUUGAUGAUACAUUACCAAGGUAAUUUACACUUACGUGAUGCUGUUGGUCCCAAUUCAGUCGCAGCUGCACGAGAUGCUGCAUUGCGCUGAAAAAUGUUGUAAAAUAAGUUCUGUCACUUGUAUGAUGUUUGGAGAAUUUUGCAUAUUUGUCACAGAACUUGAGCGCUUAUGCGAACGAGGAGUAACUGUUCCUAUGAGCGCCAAUCUUUCAGUGUAUUGUGAUGGAAAGGAUACUAAUUUUAAAACCAAUUCAAAGAGAAUGGCAUAUGAGGUAUUUUUGGGUGGAUCUUGUAACCCGACGACUUGGAGGUCAGACGUGGCAAUACCAACUCUUCAGAGACUUGGAAUCACAUAUUACAACCCUCAAGUUUCACAGUGGGGUCCAGAACUCAUAGCUCAAGAAUAUGAAGCUAAACAGACAGCAAGAGUUUUGCUAUUCGUUAUAGACAACCAGACACGUAACACUGCAGGUAUUAUAGAAGCAGCUCAAUUGGCAGCUACACGGAGUAAUUCCUUAAUACUUGUUAUAUAUCCUUAUCGACCUGGUCAAAGCAUUCUUGGAGAAAAUGUUUCGAUGCAAGAAUAUUACGACUUGAUGAAUGGGCUAUUAGUACUUCAGAACCUCGUGGAACGGCAGGGAAUCCCAAUAUUUGAGAAUAUUUCUACUGCUCUCAAUUGUACUUCUAAGAUACUCCGUGAUGCUAUUAAUGUACAGGACUUAAAUGUCGAAGAUGGAAUUAGGCCACUUCGAUUGGGAACUGAUCUUAUAAAGUUGAAUGAGAUAUUUAGGUCUAUGGAUGUUAAUAAUACUGGAACAGUAAGCUUGGGUGAAGCAUGGAUUGCAUUACAAUCUACUACAAAGUGUAAUGUAUCAGUUACAGAUUCGCUCAAUGCUAUACACAAUUCAGAUGUAUAUGAGACAUUAAUAGAGAAUUUUUCGGCGAAAGAUGACCCAGCCGAAUAUCAAAUAAAUUUUGAACAAUUCUGUGCGGUUGCCGCUGAAUGGGCUUGGAAAUUAAAAAAUAACAGCGUUGCCAGUGAAAGUGAGAUACCUUCAAUUUGGAGUAUUUUAUAUAAGAAGGCUUCAAAGUUUCUCCAUAGAGCUUUCAUUCACCCUUUUAAUAUCUUCAUAGGCUGGUCAAAUGCUUUAAUACCAGAGUUGGAAACUCGAGACAUAUUUAUUGGUGUAACUGGAACGGAUAUAUUUUGGUUGAACUCAUCAGCUGCACCAUUAAUUAAAACAAUGGGUUUAUCUGUGUAUAAAGCAGAUUUAAAUGAAUACGAUGUGAGGAUAUUAUCUCAGGAAUUACAACAUAUGAAAGCAUCACGUAUAAUUUUACUAAUAGUCCCCCAGCAUUCGAGGGGUAUAGCUAUAAUGGCAUUGGCAGCUCAUUUAAUAGGACUCAGCUCAAAACUUGUUUUAUGCAUUCAGAGUCUUCCUGACGAUUGUAUAAUCUCUGGAGAGAAGCUAACUCAGCAAGCUAUUAAGGAUUAUAAUCGAGGAAGAAUGUAUUUAUCAGACUAUGCGACUCGCGAAGGUGUACCUGUAUUUCAAACUAUUGCUGAUGCUUUGCAGCAUGCGAUACAAGAAAUUCAACGUCUUUAAUUUUUAUAUAGCUCUUCAAUUCAUCAACUAAUUUAUUUUUUUUUUUUCGUUGAAACCUAUUUUUACAGUAACUUAACUUGACAAUUUUUGUAAUUUUGGUAACUGGUUGAGGAUUGAUUAUGUGUAUAUAUCAUUAGUUAUUCUAACGACUGUAGAAUUUCAAACUGAGAGCAGGUUAAUGAAAAGUGAAGAUGAUUUUGAUUAAAAUAACAUUUUAACUACCUAUUUGGCAAUCGUAGAUAACAAAAUCGCGUUCAAAUGCUCAGACUUUUAUUUAAACAUUGGCGGCUCAACAUUUACCUUUCAAUAAUUUUUUUCUUUUUUAAUCACGUAUUUCUUUCUUUUUUUUUAAAUAAAAUAUAGCAAAGUAUUAUUAUUUUGUAUUUAAUUUUUGCCUCUCAUGCCUUUAUUUGUAUAACAAAUUAUAGCAAGAUAUGACAAUCUUAAACACUAACUGAUGUACUACUUUACGAGUACUCUAUUCAAUUUAUACACGUAUAUAUCGGAAUUGUAAGAUUCUGUAUUGUUAUCACAAUCGGAACAAUUUAUAUUAUUAAACUCUAUUAAAAACAUA
Messenger RNA from Athalia rosae (coleseed sawfly), 3810 nucleotides. RefSeq lists its product as uncharacterized. NCBI's taxonomy places the organism in Eukaryota, Metazoa, Arthropoda, Insecta, Hymenoptera, Athaliidae. Gene Ontology annotation, molecular function: calcium ion binding. The record is from RefSeq and is a predicted model, not a curated record. Gene Ontology annotation, cellular component: plasma membrane. The transcript is spliced from 13 exons. The coding region runs from base 1668 to 3236 and encodes 522 amino acids.